Molecule: messenger RNA, 1654 nt
Organism: Etheostoma cragini (Arkansas darter)
Lineage: Eukaryota; Metazoa; Chordata; Actinopteri; Perciformes; Percidae
Product: ceramide synthase 5-like
Exons: 10
Coding region: 194-1342 (382 amino acids)
Biological process (GO): ceramide biosynthetic process
Cellular component (GO): membrane
Molecular function (GO): sphingosine N-acyltransferase activity; DNA binding
Source: RefSeq, a predicted model, not a curated record
UCAAGCUAGCGGUCCGUACUCAAAAGUGAACCAGAAGUGAUACUCUUAUAGUGUAACAGGGGGAGGUGGAAACAUCUCUGAAAAGGUUUUGAGCUAGUUAAACUAAGGCACCAGAUGUUCGACAAGUAAUUGUCCCUGUUUUUGGUUUACCUUGUAACGUUACAGUUGACCGCGACUAUUUUUCUGCUCCCCGAUGACUUCCUCUAUCUCAGACUGGAUUUGGAGUGAGAGGUUUUGGCUUCCCGAAAAUGUUACAUGGGCGGACCUGGAGCGACCACCAACUGGUGUGGAGUAUCCCCGAAUAAGACAUAUUUUAUACGCCCUUCCUCUGGCUGUCUUAGUUUUUCUACUAAGAUUGGUUUUUGAAAGGCUAGUGGCCAAGCCCUGUGCCCACAUACUUCAGAUUCAGGCGGGAGUGCCUCGGCAAGCUCAGCCUAAUGCUGUCCUGGAGAAGGUGUUUCAGUCCAAAACGUGUCCUGACACGAAGCAACUGGAGGGACUCUCCAAGCAGCUGGACUGGGAUGAACGGAAAAUACAGAGAUGGUUUCGGGUCCGUCGAAACCAAGACAGGCCCAGUAUGCAGAAAAAGUUCUGUGAGAGCAUGUGGCGAUUUACAUUUUACCUGGGGAUUUUUAUCUAUGGCAUUCGACAUUUGUGGGUGUCGCCUUGGAUGUGGGACACCAGACAGUGUUGGUACAACUACCCUUUUCAGCCUCUGAGUCCUGGACAGUUCAACCACUAUGCAGCUGAGCUUUCUUUCUAUUGGUCUCUGAUGUUUUCCCAGUUCAUAGACAUUAAACGUAAGGAUUUUAUUAUCAUGCUUGUCCACCAUCUGGCCACCAUAUUCCUCAUCACAUUCUCCUAUGCCAACAACAUGCUAAGAGUUGGCACUUUGGUCAUGUGUGUGCAUGAUGCAUCCGACGUCUUUCUCGAGGCUGCCAAACUGGCCAACUAUGCCAAGUACCAACGGCUAUGUGAUGGCCUGUUUGUGAUCUUCAGCAUAAGCUUUUUCUGCACUCGACUUGUCAUCUAUCCUUUCUGGGUUGUUUACAGUGUCCUGGUUGAGAGCUGGGAGAUUGUCGGGCCAUACCAGGCCUGGUGGUUGCUCAACGGGUUGCUCUUGGUGCUGCAGACUCUUCACGUCAUCUGGUUCUACCUCAUCGCUCGCAUUGCUAUCAAAGCCAUAUUCAAGGGAAAGGUGGCAAAAGACGACCGCAGUGACAUUGAGAGCAGUUCGGACGAGGAGAUUUAUUCCAGUUCCGGUAAAAAUCCUUGUCAGACCCUAAAACCAAAGGACAACAGUCACACUGGUAACCUUAAUGGAGAAACUCAUGACCACUGAGUACCAUGAGGGAAUGUUUACAUUCAGUGUGGCUUUUACUCACCUGCUGCGUGCCUGUGUGACCCACCUUGUCAUUUUGACCUCCUGAAAAGUCUACCAACGUUUUUUCACGCAGAAAGAUUUGCUGACACGUUCAAAUGGAGAGUGGACUCGGAUACAGGGGAACUCCAUGUUGGGCAUACAGUCUUAGCGCUGUCUGACUGAGUCAAGUUUACAGUGUGUGAGGUUUACACCUGCUUUAUGCGUACGGGAGUAGACAGAGAAAUGUGUGUGUGUGUGUGUGUGUGUGUGUGUGUGUGUGUGUGUGUGUGU